GGCACACUGCCGUCAAAAGUGAGAGAGAAUUAAGAAAUGGAAAAUAGAUGAACAAGCGCAAGCUGGCAUUGCCUUGUAAUACCUAACACGAAACGGUCGUUGUUUUAAUUUAAUUCCGGAUACUUUAGCUGGCGACGAGAAAAAGUUAAACUGAAGUUUAAGUUCGUGCGGUUCGUUUUUUCAGGUGUAGUGAAAAAUAGUGAAAAUUCUUGCUUAUUGGCGAAACCACCAAAACGGUGCGGUAAGACUUGAGUCAAAAUUGACCAAGGUUUUCUGUGAAUCAGGUAUUGUCCUCGCCGAACAACGAAAGCGAAUACCUACUGAGAGUGAGUGCCUCAAUUUCUGAAGGGUUCAUCUGAGAUCCCAACAUAAAAGUUGCUCCACUUCCGAAACUGCAUCUUCCGUGCUGAGUGGCCGUUGAUGCAUUAGGAGUGAACUCACUGUUGGUGCUGACAAAAUUUUGGCAAGUUUUGUUUCUAUUUGAUGCGCGCUGGAUCUGGAAGGUAAGCGGUUUUAAUUUUUGUUUUUUUCUAAUUGGGAAAUAAAAAUAAAUCGUGCCGGAAAUAACAAUCAGCUCAUAAUGGCAGAAUCAGCGGCUAAUUCAAACUUAGCUACAUCAAUCGAACCCUACAGAAGAGGAACGUCCUUUUCUGACUGGGUUGAACGUCUCGGAUAUUGCUUUCUAGUGAACAAAAUAUCGGAUGACGAUAAGAAAGCACACUUCAUCACCUUGGCUGGACCUUUCAUAUUUACGGAAUUGAAGCUUUUAUUCCCUGGUCCUGGCAAGCUGACAGAGGCAUCUUUUAGCCAGAUAGUGGCUGCAUUGAAAACGCGCAUUGAUAAGGUUGACGAUGAGGUUUCUCAGCGUUUAGCCUUUAGUGGUCGUUUUCAGGAGCCAGGGGAAUCAGCCGAAGACUAUUUACUAUCGUUAAAAUUGAUGGCAGAAUUCUGCAACUUUGAGGGAAAAGACAAGACAAUUCGUGACCGACUUUUAUUUGGUGUUACCGAUAUACCGUUAAAACAACUGUUGAUUAAAGAACCGAAUUUGACGCUUAGUGUGGCUGAAAAGAUAAUUGCGGGCUAUGAGUUAGCCAGGAAACACACAAAGGUGAUGGAGCAUAGUCAGGCUCAAACUGCAGCUGUUGGCGUUGUUGGAUCAAUGCGUGGUCCUGUUAAAAGUCGGCUGGGUUCGAGGCCAGCGGGGCGUGAACCUUAUCGUUCGGAAAAUGUACGCAGUUUUGAUUACAAUUAUAAACGGGGCGGUCAACGUUAUGAUGAUUCGAAGGAAAAAAACCAAUAUCCAGGACAGCGUAGACCUGAUUACGACCGCAUCACCUGCAGUUAUUGCAAUCGCAAGGGUCAUUUGGUUCAUAAAUGUUUUGAACUCAAAAAUCGGAAAAGAGAUGCGGUGAAGUUUGCUGAUGCUGUGGAAGAACCGAGAAGUUCGGGGCUAACUACAGAUAAACACCUGAGCGAAAUGCUGAAUCGCUUAAGAGCUGCUAGAUCGGAUUCUGAUAGCGAUUCUGAUACAGGUGAUGUUCAGUGUAUGAAUGUGACGUCUAAAGAUAAAGUUAAUGGUCCGUGUUUGGUAAAUGUUGCGAUUGAGGGUAAAACUAUUCAGAUGGAAAUCGAUUGUGGAUCAUCGGUGUCUGUUAUAAGCAAAAAUCAAUAUUUCAGUUUUUUUUCACUUCCUUUAGAAGCUUCAUCUAAACGAUUGGUGGUUGUAAAUGGUGGAAAACUAUCAAUUGAAGGUGAAGUUAAAGUAAAUGUACAGUAUAAUGGUAUGAAAGCAUGUUUAAAUCUUAUAGUACUUAACUGCAAUAAUAAUUUUUCGCCUUUGCUUGGAAGAUCAUGGUUGGAUAUUUUUGUUCCGGAUUGGAGAAUGGUUUUUUCAAAUAUUUCUUCAAUCAAAGGUGUGGCAAAUUUGGACAGAGAUGAAAUAAUAUCUAACAUUAAACAGAAGUUUGCAAACGUUUUUAUAAAAGACUUUUCCACUCCUAUAAAAAAUUUUGAAGCGGAAUUAGUGUUGAAUGUCGACAGCCCUAUUUUUAAAAAGGCCUAUGAUGUUCCUUACAGACUUAGAGAGAAAGUUGGGUUAUACCUUGAUAAAUUGGAAAAAGAAAAAGUAAUUACACCAAUAAAAACUAGUCUUUGGGCAUCACCUAUUGUGAUUGUUAUGAAGAGGAAUGAUCAAAUAAGAUUGGUCAUUGAUUGCAAAGUUUCAAUCAAUAAAUGUUUGAUUCCUCAUUCUUAUCCCUUGCCAGUGGCUCAAGAUUUAUUCGCUAAAUUGGCCGGAUCUAAGUUUUUUUGCUCUUUAGAUUUAGAGGGGGCUUAUACACAGCUAUCACUGUCAGAGAAAUCUAGACGGUUUAUGGUUAUUAAUACACAUCGAGGACUAUUUACAUAUAAUAGAUUACCUCAAGGAGCUUCGUCAAGUGCAUCAAUCUUUCAGGAAAUUAUGGAAAAAAUUUUAGCGGGCCUUGAAAACGUGUUUGUUUAUUUGGAUGAUGUUUUGGUAUGUGGUUCCAGCAUGGAAGAAUGUAGACAAAAGUUGUUUUUAGUUUUAGAGAGACUUGAUAAAGCAAAUGUAAAAGUAAAUUUAGAAAAGUGUAAGUUUCUCGUUUCGAAAUUAAAUUAUUUGGGUCAUAUUUUAUGCGAAAAUGGUUUAUUGCCAUGCCCUGAUAAAAUUUCAACAAUAAAAAAGUCUAAACCACCAACAAAUGUUAACGAACUGAAGUCUUUUCUAGGUUUGAUUAAUUACUACAAUCGAUUCAUACCACAUUUAUCAACUAAAUUGUAUUGUUUAUACAAUUUAUUGAGGAAUAACGUUAAGUUCAAUUGGGAUUCCAAUUGUACAAAGGCUUUUGAAGAAAGUAAGCAAGCUUUAACGUCAACUAAUUUCUUAGAGUUUUAUGAUCCAAAUAAGCCAAUUGUUGUCGUAUCUGACGCUUCUGGGUAUGGGUUAGGAGGUGUUAUAGCACACAUCGUAGAUGGUACUGAAAAACCGAUUUCCUUCACAUCGUUCACUUUAAAUGAAGCACAAAAGCGAUACCCUAUUCUGCAUCUUGAAGCAUUGGCCUUGGUUUGUACCAUAAAGAAAUUUCAUAAGUAUCUGUAUGGUCAACAUUUUGUGGUGUUCACGGACCAUAAGCCUUUAGUAGGUAUUUUCGGGAAAACGGGUCAAAACUCUAUUUUUGUUACGAGACUUCAGCGCUACGUUUUAGAAGUGUCAAUAUAUGAUUUUAAAAUUCAAUAUAGACCAUCCUCUAAAAUGGGGAAUGCAGAUUUCUGCUCACGUUUCCCGUUGCAUCAAACCGUGCCUGAAGAAAUAGAUACUGAAAUUGUGAGAAGUAUCAAUUUCAGUAACGAAUUACCUUAUGAUUCUAUUAAAGUUGCUAAUGCUACCAUUAACGAUAAAUUUUUGCAAGACGUUAUGUAUUUUAUGCGGAAUGGUUGGCCAGAAAAGAUAGAGAAACGAUUUAUCGAUGUACAUUCGAAUCAACAUGAAUUGGAAAUAGUAGACGAGUGUUUACUGUACAAGGAAAGAGUUGUUAUACCACAGCUGUUACAAGAUAAUAUUCUUAAACUGUUACAUGCCAAUCAUGCAGGGAUAGUAAAAAUGAAGCAGUUAGCCAGACGAACGGUUUACUGGUUUGGUAUAAACUCUGAUAUUGAAAACUUUGUGACCAAAUGCGAUGUUUGUAACAGUAGAAUGCCGAUCAUGAAACCAAAAGUAUUUUCCCAAUGGAAUCCAACGACAAGGCCUUUUAGUAGAGUUCAUAUUGACUUCUUCCAUUUUUCUAAUCACACUUUUUUGUUAUUAAUUGACAGUUUCUCCAAAUGGCUAGAAAUAAUUUGGAUGAAAACUGGAACGGAUCAUAGCAAAGUUUUGAAAAGGAUGGUGGAAUAUUUUGCUAGAUUUGGAUUACCAGACGUAUUAGUAUCAGACGGAGGGCCACCGUUCAAUUCACAUAAGUUUGUAAAUUUUCUUGAAAAUCAAGGCAUAAAAGUCCUGAAAAGCCCGCCAUACAAUCCUUCCAGUAAUGGUCAAGCCGAAAGGUUAGUUAGAACGGCCAAAGAUGUCCUAAUAAAAUUUUUGUUAGAUCCGGAAUUUGCUGAUUUGAAAAUGGAAGAUCAAAUAAAUUUGUUUCUAGUUAAUUAUAGGAACACUCCGACGAAAGAUGGUAAGUUUCCAUCUAAAAUUAUAUUUUCAUACAAACCAAAGACGAUAAUGGAUCUACUAAAUCCUAGAUCAAAACAUAAACAAGCAUUAACGCAAUCUUCCAAAGAAAUUCAACAAAAUGUUGGGAAGGAAAGGGAUUUGCAUGAUCCAUUAAAUAAAUUAAAUGAGGGUGACGAGAUAUGGUAUAAAAAUUCAAAAACACACAAUAAUGCCAGGUGGUUAAAAGCUAUUUUUUUAAAACGAUUUUCCUUCAACACUCUGCAGGUACUAGUUGGAAGCGUGCGCAUCAUGGCCCAUCGUUCACAAAUAAGGAUCCCGGCCCAUCAGGACAAUUCCUAUAAGCCAAAAGUGAACAUACAAUUGUCAAGAACAACCAACAAAGAAGUACGACCAGCAACCAUGACAGAGUCCAAUAAUAGUGAGGAAGAAGAAGAAUUUCUUGGAUUUCCGGACAUAGUUGAAGAAAAAAGGUUAAAAAGAAAGCGAAAAGCAAUUGACCCUGGUGUGGAAUUACGGCGGUCAGAAAGAAGCAAAAAAUCUAAAAUACAAUCUGAAUAUAAUUAUUUCUAAUGAAUUUAUAAUGUUAAGUGAAAGCAAAUGUAGCAUAUAUUAUAAAAAAAAAUAACCUCGUAAAAGGGGAAGAACUGUUGUGUCCAACUGGGCACACUGCCGUCAAAAGUGAGAGAGAAUUAAGAAAUGGAAAAUAGAUGAACAAGCGCAAGCUGGCAUUGCCUUGUAAUACCUAACACGAAACGGUCGUUGU
Molecule: messenger RNA, 4946 nt
Organism: Uranotaenia lowii
Lineage: Eukaryota; Metazoa; Arthropoda; Insecta; Diptera; Culicidae
Exons: 2
Coding region: 581-4753 (1390 amino acids)
Biological process (GO): DNA integration
Molecular function (GO): zinc ion binding; nucleic acid binding
Source: RefSeq, a predicted model, not a curated record